UAACUGUAACUCAGCAUGACUGAAUCCGAACCAGUCAGCUUAGAGUUCAUUGAAGAUCCGUACUUACCAAAAUUGGAUAGCAUAACUACACCAUCACUCGAUGAGAUAACGGAGCAAGAUCAAAGUGUAGCUGGAACAGUUAUUACUAAUUGUUAUGAUGAUUGGAGUGAUGAGAUUGAAUUGUAUUUGAGAAAUCUGACACUAGAUCAAAUAUUUUAUGAUGUCGAUUCCGACUAUACGAACACACUUGAGUUACAAACUGUGGAAACCGAAUUUAUUGCAACCAAAUUGGCUAACCAAACUCCUUCAUCGUCGAUAGCAAAACGAUUUCGUCUAAAAUUCUUUACAAAACGAACAAUGCGUGAAGUCAAAGUCACUUUCAUUGAUUUCUCAAAGCCCUAUUUAGCCAAAAUUUCGAGUAGUGAUAAUUAUAAAAAAUUUUUGAAUAUUGGUUCCUGCACAAACAGUUCUAGUAAAGAUAACGCCCCAAAAAUGUCAGAACCAACAUCUCCGGCUGCAUCCGUAGCAUCUGCAGAUAUUGCUGCUGAGUUUGCUGCUUUAACUGUGGAAGAACAAGAACAACAGAGAGCUGAAUGGAGUCAGGAACUUGCACGAGUGGAAGAGGAAAUUGUUACCUUACGUACAGUUCUGGCUUCGAAAACACGCCAUGCUUCUGAUUUAAAACGCAAACUUGGCAUUACUGUUUGGAAAGAAAUUACCGAUGAUAUGAAUCAGGGACUUAAGAAUGUCAAAGAAAGUUCUGUUUUUCAAUCGGUCGAACAGAGUGUCGGUAAUAUUACAAAAGCUGUACAUGAUGCGCCCAUUUUUCAGCGCACCGAAUCUGUACUGAAAUCGACGUCAGAGAAGACGGCAUCUGUUUUUGGUAGUAUUACAAGUGGAAUAUCAUCAAAAUUCUCACAAAUGAAAAACUCAGACUCGAUGCGUUCCAUUGAAGAGAAGGUUGGGUCAGCCUAUGAGAAUGUUAAAGUAAGCUAUGAACACAACAAUUUUUUGUGCCAAUCUCAUGCGACAAAAGUUUCAACUUCACGCUCGGGUUCUGUUACCAGUUUUCCUGAUGCCUUAAAUGAAAACAAUUCAUCUGGUCUAAACUCACCAACCAAUUCAACAGACAAAUAAGUUAACUCCAUGCAUAAAACUACUCCUACUCACAUAUGCGCAUAUGCUGAAUAUUUAAUUAACACACAUCGUUACAAUCCAACAUUUACAUAUUUCUGAGAAUAUAAUAUUGAGUAGUUGGGUUUAUAUAAAUAUUUAUUUACUUACCAUAUAUAAAUGUUUAUGCUUUGUAUUUAAUUAAUUAAUUAAUCGAAACUACAAACUAUUGAUUUCUAAUAACCCAGAAAAAAAUUGUGAACUACAAUGAAGAAAUGUGCUUUAACAAUAUUUA
Messenger RNA from Teleopsis dalmanni, 1408 nucleotides. Its product is annotated as tumor protein D54-like. Gene Ontology annotation, cellular component: cytoplasm. Bases 16 to 1137 code for a protein of 373 amino acids. The transcript has 6 exons. NCBI's taxonomy places the organism in Eukaryota, Metazoa, Arthropoda, Insecta, Diptera, Diopsidae. The record is from RefSeq and is a predicted model, not a curated record.